AUGACGGACACUACUUUCCACGUCACCAAGGAAGACAUCCGCAAGCCUGAGUCUAAGCUCGGUGGGCACCACCACGGCAAGACUCCUGCCAACUCCAAUGUUUCUGGACUCAAGUCUGUGAUCGACAAGAACACCGACAAGGUGAAGGAGAUCGACGAACGCAAGGCCAAUCUUCCCCUUCCUGAUCAGCCACCCACAGCCAGUGACUGGCAGUCCGCCAACGGCAAGGUCACUGGUACCGGUUCCGGCCAGUUCGAAUCCCCCGUCUCUGGAGAGAACAACAGCGCCCUGAGAGGCCCAGCUACUGCAGGCAGCAGUGUUCGUGUGGAUGGAGAGGAGUUCAAGAAGGAGACGCAGCCUGGAAGCGGCGUUGGACGACAGGCGAAGGACCAGCUGGACGACCUGCCCAAGGACGCGCAGGCGCGAUAA
Paecilomyces variotii is the source of this 429-nucleotide messenger RNA. RefSeq lists its product as hypothetical. The transcript is spliced from 2 exons. Bases 1 to 429 code for a protein of 142 amino acids. NCBI's taxonomy places the organism in Eukaryota, Fungi, Ascomycota, Eurotiomycetes, Eurotiales, Thermoascaceae. The record is from RefSeq and is a predicted model, not a curated record.